AUGACGUAGAGGGAGGAAGGCGUGGCCGACCUGUGAAAUGUCAGGGAGGAAUGGCGCUCGGCGCGGUAUUUUGAACAAUCGUCUUUUGCUCGCCUCGUUUCGCCCGCAAACGCUGGCCCGCGUCAGAUAACUCAGGUGUACCGGGGUGCUGAGUCAUCGCCAACAUGGACGUGGUGUCGCCUGAGCUCAACAGCCUCCUUCCUGACGAAAUCAUGGACAUGGAGGCCAUUGAGGAGGUGGCUCAGUCCAGCCAAGACGCAUCUGUCGCCAUGGAAACGGACACGGCCCCGGAGAGUGUCGGACCGUCGACUGAACGUGCGCUCCAUGGCGUCGCCGUCUCCGCUUCCGGUUUGUCCUCCCCGCUGGUGACCCUGAGACAGACGCUGGCCACCUCCACGGCCACCACCAAGACCACGGACAGCGUCACAGGGACGACGGUCACCACGAGCGCCUUGCAGAAGCUAACGGUGCCGCUCAGCAUCUCCGCCACCAACCAUCAGAUCAUCCUCAACAAGGUGGCUUCGGAGGCGGCGCGUUCGACGAUGGGCCAAAAGCUUCUGGUGACCACCAUUGGGAAAACAGGGCAGCCCAUCGUGCUGCAGCUGCCCCACGCCGCCACCAAGGCGGGGGGCGCGGCCGACGCAAAGUCCAUCAAGGUGGUGACCAUCGGUGGGAGGUCGGAUUUGAAGCCGGCGGUUGGGAGUGUAGCCGGUCAGGUGGCUGCCUUGCAAGGGCAGCAGCUCAAGACUGUGCAGAUCGCCAAGAAAACACCGGCGUCCUCGGCUCCGCCCAUCAAGUUCAUCAUCACCAAAGCGGUGAACAGCAAAGCGCUGAGUCCUCAAACAACGGGCGCUCCCAUCAUUGCGGGACGGGUCCUGGCGCAGAAUUCGCCAACAAUGCCUCAGAGGACCAUCACGCUCACAGAGUCCCCGCACAACACCACUGCCAGCAUCCAAAGCAUCGCCGGCAAAAAGAUUGCCAUCUCCCCCCUCAAGACUCCCAGCAAGGUGACUGUGGUGUCUGUGGCGUCGCCGACCUCCGGGGCCGCUCAGAAGUCCAUGACGCUGCCGGUCAGCGUGGCGCUGGGCCAGCAAAUCCUCUCUGUUCAACAGUCUACGUCGUUGUCACCUGUCAAGGUAGCCACCAGUCAGGCAGCACAGAAUAUUAAACCGGUCCCGUCAGUGGCGGUGGGGGGCUCCCAGUUCAAGAACAUUAUCCCGCUGGGGGCCCAGCCUAACAUGCAGCAGAUCCAGGUGCCGGGAAGCCGCUUCCACUACGUUCGCUUGGUCACCGCCACCACGGCAAGCGGCGGCGUGCACCCCACCGCUCCCAGCACCAGCGCCAUGCAGACAGCUAAACCUAUGGUGGUCAGCACGGGGACGGUGGGGAUGUCGGUCCCUAUUGUGGCGGCUCAGACGGUCAAGCAGGUGGUGCCCAAGCCGCUGACGUCGGGAGCCCAGGUGGUCACCGGCACAUCGAGCCAGCAGCGCCUAAUCAUGCCCGCCACGGCGCUGCCGCAGAUUCAGCCCAACUUCGCCAACCUGCCGCCGGGCACCGUCCUGACGCCGGCACCGGGCGGCGGCAACGUGGGCUACGCCGUGUUGCCGGCGCAGUACGUCACGCAGCUGCAGCAGGCGCCCAUCGUGACCCUCGCCAACAACUCCACUUUUCCCACCUCCACCGUCCAGACUCAGGCCCGACUCCCACUUAAUGGCAUGUCGGCGGAGGCGACGUCGCGGCCGAGGAAACCCUGCAACUGCACCAAGUCUCAGUGUCUCAAGCUAUAUUGCGACUGCUUCGCAAACGGCGAGUUCUGCAACAACUGCAACUGCAACAACUGCUUCAACAACCUGGAGCACGAGGCCGAGCGCUCCAAAGCCAUCAAGACGUGUUUGGACCGCAACCCAGAGGCUUUCAAGCCCAAGAUCGGCAAGGGGAAAGAGGGCGAGUCAGACCGGCGCCACAGUAAAGGCUGCAACUGCAAACGGUCGGGUUGCCUGAAGAACUACUGCGAGUGCUACGAGGCCAAGAUCAUGUGCUCGUCCAUCUGCAAGUGCGUCGGCUGCAAGAACUUCGAGGAGAGCCCGGAGAGGAAGACGCUCAUGCACCUGGCCGACGCGGCUGAGGUCAGGGUCCAACAGCAGACGGCAGCCAAGACCAAGCUAUCCUCACAGAUUUCGGACCUGCUCAUGAGGACCGCGCCCGUCAUCUCCAGCGGUGGCGGCAGGCUCCCGUACACGUUUGUGACGAAGGAGGUGCUGCAGGCGACGUGCCAGUGCCUCCUGGAGCAGGCCAAGUGGGCGGAGGAGACGCAGCAGACUCAGGCAGAGGCCGAGCGCCUGAUCCUGGAGGAGUUUGGACACUGUCUCAUGAGGAUCAUCAACUCGGCAGGCAAAGCCAAAGCGGACUGCGCCGCCAUCAACAGCUAGGUCCAGAACAAUGGCCGGCUUGGAACGGACACACGUGGAACACCAUAGACGCUCAUCUCUGCGCAAAGGAAGCGCUGCACUUCCAGCUUUUAUUCCCCCCUUUUAUACUCUCUUGCUUCCCUCUUUCCUAUCUGAUGUUUUAUUCCUGAAACAUGGUGUCAAAUGGUAUAUUUGUGCUCCCAUUAGACAAAACGCAACACGUUUUUGAUAUUUAUUUUUGGCAAGUAUUUGUAAUUAGCGCUAAUCUUGUGUUGGUUUCAGUGUUGAUUAUUAUUAUUAUUAUUAUUGUUCUAAUUAUUAAUAUUAACCGAGGAUUGGCUACAUUAAUUCCCAAUCCGUGCACGUACGGCAUGACUCAAAAAGAUACAAUACUGGGCAAACAUCUGCAAUUGUCCACGUGAUAAAGGAAAAGGACAUUGUAUUUGGUGAGGAAAAAAAUACACAGUGGAAGUACAGAAGCACAAAAAAACAAAACAUCAAAAAUUGGUAAAAAUUAUGAAUCACUGACAGUGUAGUGUGCCUUUUUAUAUGGUGGUGGAACACGGCAUAACAGUUUUUAAUACCUUCAAAACCACCAAAAUUAAUUUGUGAUUCAUGCUUUUAUUCAUGUCACUCAGAAUCAUUGUCAUCAAGAACAUCUCGGCAGUACAGAAAUCUUGUGGGAAAUUGUGUACAAUUAGCUACAUUGUACAAAAAUAAAAAACAAAAAAGCUAUUUAGCUUUGUAUUUAAAUCAAACGCAUAAACGUGAUUUUUAUUUUUUUAAUGUAUUUUUUUUCCUCUUGUCUUUUUCCCCUCUUUGUUGUUCUUACAACACGCGUGCUGUGGGAGGCGCUGUUAAACUUUUAGGGACACAACUCGACUUCCGUUUACUAAUACAGUAUACAGAGCUUUGUUAUUUAUAUUUAGUCGUUCGAGAGCUUUAAAUUGGUUUUUAUUUUCAAGCUAAUGGGAAAUGUGUCACUUGUUGAUAACGUUUUCAGAAGCAGAGAAUAUUGGAGAUUUGGCAUCGAAAAAGCUUUUUUUUUUUUUUUUUUUUUUUUUUUCUUUUUUUUUUUUUAUUAAAACCGUCGAGGAAGAACCAGGAAAAAGAGAAGAAGAAAAAGCGGAAGUUAGUUUCCACACUGGCAGCAUGGCCCGAUGGACGCACAAUUGUUGAAAAAUGUGUACUUGAUAAUUCUAUUGUAAUACUUAAGUGUCUUAUUUACUGUAGUGGAGAAAGUGAACGGUUGUCGCCGUCGUGUGUUUUUCUUGUUUACCCGAUGCGAACACACCGGAACACCUUAUAUUUUUUUAUUACCAGAAAUAUCUUUUUAAUGUGUCCAGUCGACGAAGACCGCCCAACGCAAACUGAGUGGACAAUAAAAGUAAGUAUUUUACAUUUCGUGCCUGUUAAUGUGACUUAAUAGACAGCCCAAUGAUUAUACCAAUCACUACCCAUCUGACCCAUUCGCAAGUCUGGGAAAGAUUAUACACGAUGUAUUGAUGAGGGUUUAGGGCAUUUAACUCCAAAAGUACUACUAAACCUGUAAAGUCUUUAAUCCCUUGGUUUGUACUUUUUGUUCUUUCAGGGUCAUCCUGAAGUCACCUUGCAAGUGUGUAUAUUGUAUUAUUCACUAAAUAGUAAUAAAAUUGUGUCUAAACUA
Molecule: messenger RNA, 4074 nt
Organism: Phyllopteryx taeniolatus (common seadragon)
Lineage: Eukaryota; Metazoa; Chordata; Actinopteri; Syngnathiformes; Syngnathidae
Gene: lin54
Product: lin-54 DREAM MuvB core complex component
Exons: 14
Coding region: 165-2429 (754 amino acids)
Biological process (GO): regulation of DNA-templated transcription
Cellular component (GO): nucleus
Source: RefSeq, a predicted model, not a curated record